AUGUUCCCAUCAACAACAACUACAGUAGCCCCGACAAGCCCAGUAUACCAACAUAAUCCAUACAAUCAUCCUACAUACUCAACCCAACGACCAUAUGUAGCUACACCAUCAUAUGAUAGCUACAGUACUAGGCCCACGUAUUCUCAAAGUUCAUAUCAGGCUACACGGGUCCCAGGAUAUGAUUCAAGAUAUCAUCCGGAGUACGAACCUCGAAACACCGGGGUUAGUACUGACCGGUCAAAUGAUCAAAGUCGAGGCCAAAGUUAUGCUAAUGGUCAAUCUCAAUACGAUACUCAAAAUCAGAUUGUAGAGGCUUCCAGAUCACAUCAGAAUUCUCAAUCAAGGUACGGUGGCAAUCAGUAUAGUAAUCAACAUAGUACUGCACAGCAAAGUGAUUACCGUAAUCAGCCUAAUACUAGCCAGCAAAACCAGUACCACAGCCAAAGUGCUCAACCAUCCCAUGCUCACAACUACCAACACUACCCUCCAAAUCGUCAUGCCGCUGUAGACUGUCCAGUAGACCCACAACAAUGUAAACUACCGGACUGUUUCUGUUCCAGAACUGGACUAGACAUCCCGGGAGCCUUUGAUGUGGCUGACAUUCCACAAAUGGUACUAUUGAGUUUUAAUGGGCCUGUGAAUGACAGAGUUAUCAACAGGUUGAAGGCCAUCUUCGACGGAAAGUAUCGGAAUCCGAACAGAUGCAGAAUUGGAGGAACGUUGUUCGCUAACCACGUUCACAACAACUACGACCAAACACAAUGGCUACUAAGUCAUGGGGUUGAGAUUGGACUGAGCUCUAUGAGGUGGGUUAAUGGUUAAACUAUAGUAUAACUCCUCUAUAACGAACAACGACGUUAAAAUUUCAGCUCAGACAACAUGUCAACCGCAUACGAACGCAAAUGGUACGAUGAGCUAAACGGAAUGAAAGCAGCAUUAGAGAAGUUCAGUUACGCCAAUCGCUCUGCCAUUGCCGGAGUCAGAGCACCAAAAUUCGAAUCCUCCGGCGAUUCCCAAAUGAGAACCCUAACUCAUCUUGGCUACAAGUACGACAGCUCACUACUGGUCAAAGACGGACCCUUUUGGCCACAAACUCUGGAUUACCGUGCUCCUUGGGAAUGUGAAUCCACUGAAUCUUGUGUCAGGGAUUCUCAUGUUGGUUUAUGGGAGGUACCAGUAGUACCAUAUCAUUGGAAUGACAAGUCGUAUCUGAAGCUAGAAGAUAUGGCUGGUACGAUGACCAAAGUGGAGGACUUAGUCAAGGCUUUGAAAGAGAACUUUGAAGCUCAUGAGGAAGCUAACAGAGCACCAAUGCAUAUCGUACUGACAGCAGGGUUCUUGAACAUGUUCCCUGAUGCUGGAGUGAUUAAUGCGCUACAGCAGUUCAUUUCGGAGGUAUGGCGGGUAGUAGGGACUUUAUUUAGGUGGGUAGCAGGGACUUUAGUUUAGCUGGUAUAUGAUAGAUAAGCGUAGGGUAGAGUAAGGUUUGGCAAGCUAAGGAAAAUUGUGAUAAGUUAGGGUAGGAAGCUGGAGAAAAGUGAAAGCACAGCUAGGGUAAGGUAAAGUAGGGUAAAAUGGGAUAAACUAAGGCACUUGUCAUAACAAAAAUAAUUUUUUAAAUUUUUUUUUCAGAUUUUGAAAAAAGACUACGUUUACUUCGUAUCUACGCGACAAGCCAUUGAUUGGAUUAGCCAACCCACCCGACUCUCGAAACUACACAACUUUAGGCCGUGGAGUUGUAGACGCUCAACUAUGGGCACUAUUCAACCUUGUGAGGUAAGUUUUGUCAUAUGUCAGUCAUAAAAUAGUAUUCUUUUCGUACCAGUUUAUGACUAAAAGUUGAAAACUGUAUUAUUAACAACCAAGCCGGCUUCAUUAAAAAUUACGCCUUUCACUUAAUUCUGCGCCCCCUCUUUUUUGUUGUUACGCAAACAAAUUUUUUAAACAUUGGGUCAGAGGGCACAGAGUUAAGUAUGAUAUUGUGCCAGGAGGCGAAGAAUUAAGCCUAUUAGACAUCAAAAACAAUAUCUUUUGUUACAAAAAUAUGAUUCCUUUUCAGAAUCCGUCCGUAUGCACCUUUAUGAACACCCGUCAAGGAGGACCGACUCCACAUUCCUUCAAGGUUUGUGGAAGUUGUCCCAACGUGUAUCCAUGGCUGGACGAUCCGACUGGCUCUGGGAUCGGAAAAAAGUGA
Messenger RNA from Bursaphelenchus okinawaensis, 2194 nucleotides. The record is from the annotation of a GenBank genome assembly. Lineage: Eukaryota; Metazoa; Nematoda; Chromadorea; Rhabditida; Aphelenchoididae.